AUGGCAAAAGGGAAAUCUGCCGGGGGUGUCCAAAACAGAGCCAUCUACUCGCGCAUCUCAUUCCUUCAGCAGGCUGCCGUCACCCUCGCGGCCAUCCAGCAACAGUCUUCGGGCAUGAGCAGGCGGCUGGCGACCGACCUGCGCGCUGUGUCUCUCAAAACCAGGAUUCGCCUCAAGCCGGCAGUAAAGCAGACCCUCUGCAAGUUUUGCGACUCGGUCCUCAUUGAAGGGGAAUCCUGCACAUCUACGAUCGAGAACAAAAGCAAGGGCUCCAGAAAACCGUGGGCUGAUGUUCUAGUUCGCAAAUGCCACACCUGUGGCAGAGAGAGGAGGUACCCUGUGAGCGCACCGAGGUCGAGGCGGAAGAUAGAGCGAGGGGUUGAAGGAGACCCCGGGCAUCUGCAGCAACAGAAACAGAAGGGUUGGCGCAACUUCAAAGCUUGA
Messenger RNA from Parathielavia appendiculata, 444 nucleotides. Its product is annotated as Rpr2-domain-containing protein. Gene Ontology annotation, cellular component: nucleolar ribonuclease P complex. The record is from RefSeq and is a predicted model, not a curated record. Bases 1 to 444 code for a protein of 147 amino acids. Lineage: Eukaryota; Fungi; Ascomycota; Sordariomycetes; Sordariales; Chaetomiaceae. Gene Ontology annotation, biological process: tRNA processing. The transcript is spliced from 2 exons.